Molecule: messenger RNA, 2266 nt
Organism: Manihot esculenta (cassava)
Lineage: Eukaryota; Viridiplantae; Streptophyta; Magnoliopsida; Malpighiales; Euphorbiaceae
Product: beta-glucosidase BoGH3B
Exons: 10
Coding region: 194-2086 (630 amino acids)
Biological process (GO): glucan catabolic process
Molecular function (GO): beta-glucosidase activity
Source: RefSeq, a predicted model, not a curated record
AACGGAUUGAUUGGGUACGUUUCACUCUAACUUGUCUACUUAUAGCUCAGCUCUGCAGCAGACAGAGCAUAUUUUCUUCCUCCAAUUCAAAAUCUUCUAGAUUUACUCUCCCUGUGUCUCUCUUUCUCCUGAGGUUUUAGCUUCUGGGUUUGCUUCAAUCUAUUUCAAGUCAUAGAUCUAUCUGAGUACGAAAAUGGGAAAACUGUCGAUACCCAUUUUGGGAUUUCUACUAUUGUUCUUCUUGGCAGCUGCUGCCGGAGACACAAAAACUUAUCUGAAAUACAAAGAUCCGAAACAGCCAUUGGGUGUUAGGAUCAGAGACUUAAUGAGCAGAAUGACUUUACAAGAAAAGAUUGGCCAAAUGGUGCAGGUGGAGCUCAGUGUUGCAAGCCCAGAUGCCAUGAAGAAGUAUUUUAUAGGGAGUGUGCUCAGUGGUGGAGGGAGUGUUCCAGCACCAAAGGCUUCACCUGAGACUUGGGUCAAAACUGUGAAUAAUAUCCAGAAGGCUGCUUUAUCGACUCGGCUUGGAAUUCCCAUGAUUUAUGGAAUUGAUGCGGUUCAUGGCCACAACAAUGUUUACAACGCCACCAUAUUUCCGCACAAUGUGGGGCUUGGAGUAACAAGGGAUCCUCAGCUUGUCAAAAGGAUCGGAGAAGCAACUGCUCUUGAAGUUAGAGCUACCGGAAUUCCUUACGCCUUUGCUCCAUGUAUUGCAGUAUGCAGGGAUCCACGGUGGGGUCGAUGUUAUGAAAGCUAUAGUGAAGAUCAUAGAAUUGUGCAAGCAAUGACUGAGAUUAUACCUGGUUUACAAGGAGACAUCCCUGCCAAUUCUAGAAAGGGUGUUCCCUUUGUUGCUCCUGGAAAGACCAAGAUCGCAGCUUGUGCUAAGCACUACGUGGGAGAUGGUGGCACAACCAGGGGCAUCAAUGAGAACAACACUGUUAUAAGUUGGAAGGGAUUGCUUAAUAUCCACAUGCCAGCAUACUUAAAUGCCAUCAGCAAGGGAGUUGCAACAGUAAUGGUCUCCUACUCGAGCUGGAAUGGAAGGAAGAUGCAUGCUAAUCAAGAUCUUGUCACUGGAUUCCUCAAGAACAAGUUGAAGUUCAGGGGGUUUGUGAUAUCAGAUUGGCAGGGGAUUGACAGGAUCACCUCUCCCCCCAAAGCCAAUUAUUCUUAUUCUGUUCAAGCUGGAGUCGGUGCUGGAAUUGACAUGGUCAUGGUUCCCUAUAAUUUCACAGAGUUCAUUGAUGACCUAAACUUUCAGGUGAAGAACAAAAUAAUUCCCAUGAGCAGAAUUGAUGAUGCUGUACGAAGAAUUUUAAGGGUAAAAUUUACCAUGGGUCUUUUUGAGAACCCACUUGCUGAUCUCAGUUUGGCAAACCAACUUGGUAGUCAGGAACAUAGAGAAUUAGCCAGAGAAGCUGUAAGGAAAUCGCUUGUGCUGCUAAAGAAUGGUGAAUCUGCUGAUGAACCACUGCUACCUCUUCCCAAAAAGGCACCAAAGAUACUAGUUGCUGGGAGCCAUGCUGACAACUUGGGCUAUCAAUGUGGAGGGUGGACAAUCACAUGGCAGGGUCUUGGUGGCAAUGACCUCACAUCUGGUACUACAGUUCUCAAUGCAAUUAAAAACACAGUUGAUCCUUCUACACAGGUUGUGUACAAUGAGAACCCAGACGCAAACUUUGUGAAGUCCAAUAAAUUCUCCUAUGCCAUUGUAGUAGUUGGUGAGCCGCCAUAUGCAGAAACAUUUGGUGAUAGCCUUAAUCUGACAAUACCAGAACCUGGUUCGAGUACCAUCACCAAUGUGUGUACAUCUGUCAAAUGCGUUGUUAUUGUCAUAUCUGGCCGCCCCGUCGUGAUUCAGCCCCACCUUGAACAUAUAGAUGCCCUUGUAGCUGCCUGGCUUCCAGGAACUGAAGGCCAAGGUGUUGCCGAUGUUCUUUUUGGUGACUAUGGAUUCACCGGGAAGCUUGCACGCACCUGGUUCAAGACUGUAGACCAGCUUCCGAUGAAUGUUGGUGAUCCACACUAUGACCCUCUGUUUCCUUUUGGGUUUGGUCUAACAACUAAGCCUACCAAGAACUAAAAUUCAUCAACUGCAUAUGUUGUAUUGUACUAGUUGCUACUUUUAUGUUUGCUUUCAUGGUUAAAACUUUUUGAGGUCAUUUUCCCAUUCCAUGAGCUUCAAAAAGGGUCAAAUUGUCCACAGAAGAUGGCAUUGAGACGUUUGAUUUAGACGAUAUAUGUAUUAAGUUUUCUUUUUUUU